GCUCCAAGCUCAGUUGCAAUCGAAACAGUGACCAAAUAUCAGUUCAAUACCCAAGCUCAAUUCAAGAUGAAAUACUUUGCUGUGCUGCUGCUGCUGUGCGCCCUCUUGGGCUCUGUGUUGGCUACCUUGAAGAAUCCUGUCUGCGGUGAGGAGUUUGCUAAGAUCGGCACCUGUCGUGCCCUGCAGCCAAUGUGGUCGUAUCGCCAGGAGACCAAUGAGUGCAUCUCCUUCAACUAUAGUGGCUGCCAUGGCAACAACAAUCUCUUCGAGUCGCAGAGCCUUUGUGAGCAGACCUGCAAAGUUUGAGUGAAAUCAUUUCCAAUGUUUGAGUAAAUAAAUAUUGUUUUUGCUGUUUUUUUGUUUAAA
Messenger RNA from Drosophila mojavensis, 366 nucleotides. Its product is annotated as male accessory gland serine protease inhibitor. NCBI's taxonomy places the organism in Eukaryota, Metazoa, Arthropoda, Insecta, Diptera, Drosophilidae. The record is from RefSeq and is a predicted model, not a curated record. The transcript is spliced from 2 exons. Gene Ontology annotation, molecular function: serine-type endopeptidase inhibitor activity. Bases 67 to 306 code for a protein of 79 amino acids.